AUGGUGACCCUGGGCCUUUCCAGGGUGGACGACGCCGUGGCCGCCAAGCACCCGGGCCUCGGGGAGUAUGCAGUAUGCCAGUCGAGCGCCUUCCUGAAGGGUCUUCUCACCUUUGUCGCAGGCACCGGCACAGCCCUCGGCCUGCAGAUGCUCGUCCACCGGAAGUAUCCGUACCACUUGAAGUGGACCGUGCUGGUGGCCGUGGUCACAGGUUCAGUGGCCAGCUAUGGGGUGACACGGGUGGAGACCCAGAAAUGCAGCAACCUCUGGCUCUUCCUGGAGACAGGGCAGUUCCCCAAAGACAAAGGUACAGGGGAGAAGUCCUCGGGGCAGGAGAGGGGAGGCACACCUGAGGCUCCAGUGCUCAGGGAUUGA
Messenger RNA from Chrysochloris asiatica (Cape golden mole), 375 nucleotides. RefSeq names its product transmembrane protein 141 (gene TMEM141). The record is from RefSeq and is a predicted model, not a curated record. Bases 1 to 375 code for a protein of 124 amino acids. The transcript has 4 exons. NCBI's taxonomy places the organism in Eukaryota, Metazoa, Chordata, Mammalia, Afrosoricida, Chrysochloridae.